AUGAAGCCAGUCGUUUCUACCGGAAAUGCGUACUGCUGCACAAUUUUGUCAUCUUUUGCUAUUGUAAUCUUGUCUGUGAUUGGCUACUUGUUUAAAAUUGGCCAUGAGUCCAUGAUGGGAUCCAUUAACGAUCCUGAAGAUGGAGAGGCUGUAGCCAAAACCGUUUUCGGAGCAGUCUUUGUUUAUUUGGGAUUCUUCUUGUUCUGUGGUUUGCAAAUCCUUUUGAUCAGAAGACAGGACAGAAUUCAGUUGUAG
Messenger RNA from Scheffersomyces stipitis CBS 6054, 255 nucleotides. RefSeq lists its product as uncharacterized. NCBI's taxonomy places the organism in Eukaryota, Fungi, Ascomycota, Pichiomycetes, Serinales, Debaryomycetaceae. Bases 1 to 255 code for a protein of 84 amino acids. The record is from RefSeq and is a predicted model, not a curated record. The transcript has a single exon.